This is a messenger RNA of Nanorana parkeri, 427 nucleotides long. It is a transcript of the gene RPL22L1, whose product is annotated as ribosomal protein L22 like 1. Lineage: Eukaryota; Metazoa; Chordata; Amphibia; Anura; Dicroglossidae. Gene Ontology annotation, molecular function: RNA binding; structural constituent of ribosome. Gene Ontology annotation, cellular component: ribosome. The coding region runs from base 15 to 398 and encodes 127 amino acids. Gene Ontology annotation, biological process: cytoplasmic translation. The transcript is spliced from 4 exons. The record is from RefSeq and is a predicted model, not a curated record.
CUCAUCCGGAGAACAUGGCGCCGCAAAAGGUGAAAAGGACACCGAAGGAAAAGAGAUCCAAAAAGGCUGCUUGGAGGUUUACUCUGGAUCUUACCCAUCCUGUAGAAGAUGGAAUCUUUGACUCUGCCAAUUUUGAACAGUUUCUCAAGCAGAGAGUGAAGGUCAAUGGGAAAACUGGAAAUCUUGGGAACGUUGUUCAUAUUGAACGUCAGAAGAACAAAAUUAACGUUGUUUCGGAAAAGCAGUUUUCUAAAAGGUACCUAAAGUACCUCACCAAGAAAUACCUUAAGAAGAACAGUCUGCGGGACUGGCUACGUGUAGUUGCAUCGAAUAAGGAGACCUAUGAGCUCCGCUACUUCCAGAUCAGCCAGGAUGAGGAGUCUGAAACUGAAGAAUAAAUGUCAAAUAAACAUCUUUCUUCAUAUUU